Molecule: messenger RNA, 2281 nt
Organism: Asparagus officinalis (garden asparagus)
Lineage: Eukaryota; Viridiplantae; Streptophyta; Magnoliopsida; Asparagales; Asparagaceae
Product: metal transporter Nramp5-like
Exons: 13
Coding region: 369-1928 (519 amino acids)
Biological process (GO): metal ion transport
Cellular component (GO): membrane
Molecular function (GO): cadmium ion transmembrane transporter activity; manganese ion transmembrane transporter activity
Source: RefSeq, a predicted model, not a curated record
GUUUUGGGUUAGUACACAAGUGGAACUGCAUGCUGCGAGGUCCAGCAGAUCCAAGCCCCUCUCCUUCAACUAAUCUAAAGCGGGUGGAGAGUAAGCAGUGGAUGCACAAAGACGUUUGCGUACUCUUGGCGUUGCAGCAAAACAGAGGAGUCUCAUCUUGGCUGCAUGCAUUGUGCUUAUUAUGCUAAGCCUGUUGACCCUCUCUCUCUCUCUCUCUCUCUCUCUCUCUCUCUGUGACGCAGAAGAUUCAAUUCUUGUUUCUUUGUUAUAAUCUAUAGCCUGCCAAUAACCUCCAUAAAUAAAAGGGAGAAACACAAAGGUGACUCAGAGGGCACAAUAUUCAUUUGUGUUAGUAAUCUAUUAACACUAUGGAGAUGUGUUCAGUUGAUGAGGGUGUUAAGAAUCAAGACAUUAAGGAAAGCCUUGAUGAUCACAAGGACAAGGAACCAAGUUGGAGGAAGUUUUUGGCCCAUAUUGGACCAGGGUUUCUUGUAUCGUUAGCUUAUCUUGACCCUGGAAAUUUGGAAACUGAUUUGCAAGCAGGAUCUAAUCACAAAUUUGAGCUUUUAUGGGUUAUAUUGGUUGGGCUAAUUUUUGCCCUGAUAAUUCAGUCCCUGGCAGCAAAUCUUGGGGUGACUACGGGGAAGCAUCUGGCUGAAUUGUGCAAGAUUGAGUACCCAAAAUUCAUAAAAUUUUGCUUGUGGAUACUUGCUGAGCUUGCGGUCAUUGCUGCAGAUAUCCCUGAAGUGAUAGGGACGGCUUUUGCACUAAACAUAUUAUUUCAUAUUCCGGUAUGGACAGGGGUACUCAUCACUGGAUUGAGCACACUUCUUCUUUUAGGGUUACAAAGAUAUGGGGUUCGGAAACUAGAGCUUUUGGUAUCUCUUCUAGUAUUUUUAAUGGCUGCCUGCUACUUUGGAGAGCUAAGCUAUGUAAAACCCCCUGUUGUCGAGGUUGUUAAAGGAUUAUUUGUGCCCAAACUCAAAGGGGACGGUGCCACUGCAGAUGCAAUCGCUCUUGUCGGAGCACUAGUUAUGCCGCACAAUCUUUUCUUGCAUUCAGCACUAGUGCUCUCGAGGAAGACUCCACGGUCCGUGAAAGGAAUCAAUAGUGCUCGUAGGUACUUUCUUUUGGAGAGUGGGUUUGCGUUGUUUGUUGCUUUGCUCAUCAACAUCGCUGUUGUAUCCGUCUCUGGAACUGUUUGCCAUUCAUCGAGUUUGUCUCCGGAGAACAUAGAACAGUGCAGCGAUCUGACACUCAAUUCAGCGUCUUUCUUACUAAAGGGUGUCUUGGGUAAGUCGAGUUCAACGAUAUAUGCUAUUGCAUUACUAGCUUCAGGCCAAAGCUCCACAAUAACUGGAACAUAUGCUGGACAAUACAUCAUGCAGGGUUUUCUGGACAUCAAAAUGAGAAAGUGGCUGAGGAACCUUAUGACUCGGUGCAUUGCGAUUGUGCCCAGCCUCGUUGUUUCUAUUAUCGGCGGCUCUUCUGGUGCUGGACGUCUCAUCAUAAUUGCAUCAAUGAUACUCUCUUUUGAGCUACCAUUUGCCCUUAUCCCCUUGCUUAAAUUCAGUAGCAGCAGAACAAAAAUGGGGCCGCAUAAGAACUCAAUCUAUAUAAUUAUAAUUUCUUGGAUCCUCGGAGCAUUAAUAAUAGGAAUCAACAUCUACUACCUAAGCACAGGGUUCGUGGAUUGGAUCAUCCACAAUAGCCUACCAAAGGUUGCAAACGUUGGUGUCGGUGUCAUCGUCUUCCCUCUCAUGGCCAUCUACAUCCUCUCAGUCCUCUACUUGACCUUCAGAAAGGACUCUAUGGUGACCUUUGUUAACGCUUCUGAUCAGCCCACUGAGCUCGAGAAGGGGACGCACAAAGGACCUGAGGUUGUUCCCUUUAGAGAGGAUCUUGCAGAUAUCCCUUUCCCUGAGUAGUAAACAUGAGAUGUCGAUCGAAGAAGUUUGACGACGAAGCAUUCGAAUCAUAUAUAUCUUACAAGAGGGAAAUGCCGAGAGAAAUAUGGGGUGAAUCUUGUAACGUAGUUUCAUUGUUUAGUAGUUAAGAGUACUGUUUUGCCAUCCUGUUGACGAGAUGCAACAACUUCUAUAUAGAUCGUCGCAGAACUAUGCGCUCAUCGGCUAGCCUGCCUUCACAUUGUGUCGUCAAACUAGCUAGCUAGGCAAUCAUGUUUCAGUUUUCUUCUGAGGAAUUGAGUUGUUAUGUAAACUCCAUUCACAACUCCUCGAGUUUUUCCUUUUAAAAGACGUGGAAACAAAAUGGUAUAAUU